UAAGUAUUAGCGGACCUCGCUCUAACCACGAAAAAAGAAAAACGUCAUAGAAAAAAAAAAAGAAACCAAGAAAAACUAUAUACGCAAACCCAUCCGAUCUCAGGCAGCACCCGAACUAUCUACGUGAUAUCGCUGCGCAUCUAUUUACCAUCCCCCCUCUCUACAACCACAGUCGACCUCCACCGACUCCACAACAAAAAAAGUUCCACCUAAAUUUUUUUUAGCUCUAAGCCACUGUUCACCAACACUCUAACACAUGUUCGAUAACAUUGUCCCUCCGUCUGUUCCACCUAUCCAAGGCGACAACUACUCAGCUCAGGCCGGCUGCUUUGAAGGCCCUGAGAAACUAUUGGAGAUCUGGUUUUCUCCUUCUCCUUAUCAUUUGGCUCGUCACCAAAAACUCGGUCACUAUGAUGAAUCCGAGUAUGAACUUUCCGAUGAUUCAGCUCCGCACUCCCCCACCAAAUCCAGCAGUGACCUUAGUGAGGAUGGUGACUCGAGCAGGUUCAGUCCUGAGCCUAUUCGCCGUGAACACGGUAAAUACAAUGCCUAUGAGAUGGGAUUGCGUACGAUUUCCAAGAAUGUCUGGGAUGAUAUGCUCGCCAUUGUGAAGUGCACUGUGCUCAACGUCAUCAAGAAUGAACAUGUCGAUGCGUACUUGCUCAGUGAAUCGUCCAUGUUUGUUUAUCCCCACAAGUUGAUCCUCAAGACUUGCGGCACAACCACCUUGCUGAUGGCUCUGCCUCGCAUUUUGGAAUUGGCCAAAGAUCUUUGCGGUUUCGAAAAGGUUUGGCGUGUGUUCUACUCUCGCAAAUCUUUCAUGUUCCCUGAUCGUCAAUGCGGCCCUCACCGUUCAUGGCAUGAUGAAGUCAGCUAUCUAGACACUCACUUUGAGAAUGGAUCUGCCUACAGAAUCGGAACCAAUGCAAAGAACCAUUGGUAUUUGUACCUCACAUCACCCGCCGAUGAUGUUCUUGCUCAUGAUAGCAACAACAACGACGAUGAUGAUACCGUUGAAUCUGGAACUGUCACUCCCAAUCACCAAAGAUAUGAAAGUGGAACAUCGACCCCGGCUACCUCGGAUACGGAAAGUGAUCCCUCUCCCUUUGGCAAUUCCGGAUAUCCACAGCAGGAUCAAACGGUGGAAAUCCUCAUGACUGACCUUAACCCUGAAGCUAUGAAGUUGUUUUAUCAAAUGAACGAUGAACCAACUGGUAUCGCGGGCGGAAAGCGGGUGGAUGACACCACAGGCAUAGGCAACAUUUACCCUACCGCCAAGUUGGACUCCUUUUUAUUUGAACCCUGUGGCUAUUCGGCCAAUGGGUUGUGGGAAGGCGCCUAUUUCACCAUCCACGUCACCCCUGAACCCCAAUGCUCUUAUGCGUCCUUCGAGACCAAUAUCCCCUGUGAGGUUUCUCACCCAGCAAAGGCUGCCAGCAACGGAUCAUCUCUGGUCAAGUCUGCUAUUACCAAGAGCCAAUCUCGAGCCCCUCUUCAAUCUCUCAUUCGUCAAGUCCUCAGUGUCUUCCAACCAGGCAACUUCACUGUCACCUUGUUUUCUUCUCACCCCAGAAACAACAAGCCCAGUCCAUUGAUCCACCGUGACGGACUUCGUAUUCAUGAUGAAGAUGAUAGAUUCGACGGUAUGACCAUGGAAAACGGCCAUAAGGAUGAUGGUCAUUACCAUCAUAGUCACAGCAAGAUGGUUCACUCCUUGGCUAACGUCGAUGGCUACAAGAGAACCGACCGAAUUCUCUACACUUUUGAGGGAUAUGAUUUGGUGUAUGGCCACUAUGAGCAACUCGCUUAACGCACCGUUGUCAUUGUUUUGAGGGCGACAAAAUGCUGCUAUUUUCUUUUCAUUCAGUACACCCUUUUUCGAUUAUUUUUUUUUUAGCCGUCGGUGUUUGGCAGAGUUUGAAUUCCCCUUUUUUCUAUUAUUACCUUUUUUUUUUAUCUUGAUGUCUUUGGCCGAUGAAUGGCAUGACUCUGCUCGAUGAACCAUGCAGCAUCAACAACUCUCGUUUUUUCUGAUAAUUGGGUGAUACCAUCAGCUCCGCUCAUUAGCUCCGAGCCGUUAAUUCCAUUGCAGACGACGCCAUUAAUGU
Messenger RNA from Umbelopsis ramanniana AG, 2108 nucleotides. RefSeq lists its product as uncharacterized. Gene Ontology annotation, cellular component: cytosol. The transcript has 4 exons. Gene Ontology annotation, biological process: spermidine biosynthetic process; spermine biosynthetic process. Bases 257 to 1810 code for a protein of 517 amino acids. Lineage: Eukaryota; Fungi; Mucoromycota; Umbelopsidomycetes; Umbelopsidales; Umbelopsidaceae. Gene Ontology annotation, molecular function: adenosylmethionine decarboxylase activity. The record is from RefSeq and is a predicted model, not a curated record.